AUGAGCCAUCAUGACGAACGGAGCGCGGCGUCUUCGAGGCCGUGGCCGGAGAUGGCUCUGCGCAUUGCGAAUCUCGCUCGCCCAGAAUCUCGGACGCCCCGGCUGCGGCGUCGGUGCUCCGGCGCGACGGCGGGAGCCAUGAGCGCGGCCACGGCGAGCUGCGUCGUCUUCGCGCAGUCGGUGGCGGCGUACGGCGUAGAGGUCGUCGAGGACAGCUCGUCGGAGCGCGGCCGCCGCCUGGUCGCCCAGCGGGGAUUCGAGGCGGGGGACCUGGUGCUGGCCAACGCCCCGUUCAGUCUCGCGCCGUUCUUCGGCGCCGAGCGAUGCCACUACUGCCUGGACAAGACGGUCCAGUCAGGCGACGCGGUCCGAUGCUCGGGUGCGACACACGACCCGGAGCGCGGCCCCGCUCACGCCGCUCCUGCGUUGUGCCGAGGCGCGCGCCCGGCCGCACCGUCGCGGCACGACGUCACCCCGCAGCGCGCCCGCCCCGCCACAUGCAGACUGCGGCAUCGUCCCGUACUGCUGCAAGGCCUGCGCCGCCGCGGACGCCGCCGGCCCCCACGGGGGACCCGAGUGCCGCGCCUUUCGCGCUGA
Molecule: messenger RNA, 597 nt
Organism: Pedinophyceae sp. YPF-701
Lineage: Eukaryota; Viridiplantae; Chlorophyta; Pedinophyceae
Source: the annotation of a GenBank genome assembly